GCUUUGAGAGCACAAGACCAGGAUACUUGAAGGACUAACUGCACCCACACAAUCCUGCCUCUGCUUCCGACCCCAAGGAUUGUCAGGAGAUUGCUGUUCAGUGGACAGGUCAACUUUGCUUUGGAACUUUCUUGGAGAAGAUUUUAGCAGCCAGUAAAGCAUGAAGUCUACAUUAGAGAUUUCCUGUGCUGUCAUUCUGCCAUUCCUCUCUGUGCUCUAUUCAGAGAAAUGUAUUCUGGAAGAAAAAUCUCAGAAACAUAUUGAAGAAGGAGAAGCUUUUGGAAUUGAUUGUUUUCAGCAUACAGACUAUAGCACCUUCUGGUACAGAAAUGGAAGCAAGACUCCUAUAACUAAACCAAAUUCCUCAAGAAUUUAUCAGCAAGAUACUGCGCUGUGGUUUCUGCCUGUGACAUAUCAUGAUUCCGGAUCAUAUGAAUGCAUUACACAGGAUUCAACAGGAUGUUACAAAAAGAAUAUCCAAAUAGAAGUAUUCAACUACAGUGCUUCCCUUUGUUUUAAUGAGAAUCACUUCUAUGAGCAAAAGAUACCAAUCUCAACCAAUGAAAAGAUUGUAUGCAAUUACAAUGACAAUUUGUUAGGACAAGAGCCAGAUGAUUUGUCUAUUAAUUGGUUUAAGGAAUGUAAUCCAAUGAGGGGUGAACGAUUUCGCAUCUCUGAAUCUGAACUUAUAAUAAAUAAUAUCAAUAAAGAUGAUAUGGGAAAAUACCAGUGCAAAGGAUCCUACACUUAUCUGAGGCAUAAAUACAACUUUUCAAGGAGUAUUCGGGUAUCUGUUUUAAAAACUGAGAGGAAGAGAACUGAGAUUCUGCAUCCUAGAAACCAUACCAUUGAAGCUGAACUUGGAUCCAACAUACUUAUAGAGUGCAAUGUCUCAUAUUCCAAAAGCAGCUUUUUUUCUAUUUCCUGGAUGGUCAAUAAUACUCUUGUUGAUUUAGUUUUUAAAGACAGAAUUGAAGAAGGCUUUCAAGAAGACCAUGAAAUUGAAGGAGGACUGCUUUCCGUGGUGCCUCUGACCAUUACAAAGUUGCAGAAUGAAGAUUAUGGCCAGCGGUUUGUUUGCAGAGCUGGUCAAACUGCUGCAUACAUCUCAAUACAUCGUCCAACCAGAAAUCUUACAGGACUUGCUGCACUGGUAUUGUUAAUACUUAUUCCAGUAAUAAUCUGCCUGUUAUUCAAGACUGAAAUUGUACUUUGGUAUCGAAAGUUAUGCCGCCCUUUUUUUCACAAAAAAGUUUUAGAUGGGAAGAUCUAUGAUGCAUAUGUUUUGUACCCAAAAACCAAUACUCAAGAUUGCUUUGCCUUGAAAGUGCUUCCUGACGUGUUGGAGAAGCAGUGUGGAUACAAUCUAUUCAUACCUGGCAGGGAUGAUUUACCAGGAAAAGCUUUAGUCAGUGUUGUUGAUGAAGCCAUCCGGCAAAGCAGAAGGCUGAUCAUUAUUUUGCUACCAGAGCUGCCUAGCCUGGACGAGGCUGCUGAGCAACACAUAGCUGUGUACCGGGCACUUGUUCCUGAUGGAAUUAAAGUCAUCCUGAUUGAAAUGGCUAAAAUAAAAGAUUACAGUCACAUGCCAGAAUCCAUCAGAUACAUCAAGCAAAAACAGGGGGCUAUCAGAUGGAAAGGAGACCUUACAAAGAAAAGCUCUCAUUCUGCAAACAACAGGUUCUGGAAAAGGGUCAGGUAUCGAAUGCCACCUGAACAUCCAAAUUCCCCCGAACUGCCUUUGGUCCCAAUAACAUUCAGUGCUUGUGAACCAACAAGAACAUGACUUCCACCUCUGUUUAUUACAGCUUUCAAAAGUUUGUUUUAAAUAAUGCUUACUGGAUUUAUGUUUGGGUAUGUUAUUUUGUUUACUGCAACAGGAGAGUAAGAACUCAUUCUUUCAAAGUCCCGUACAUAUAAUUCAGGAGUAAUGAUGUCGCCAGUUUCUCCUCUUUUGCAAGAGAGAAAUGCAUGCUUGGCUCAGUUACAGACACAUAUCUGUAACAUCUGUUGUGGUCGUGCUGGUAGCUUGUUCAACAAAGGUUGUUGAAACCUGUCUCACUUCCUCACUCCUGUCAAAAGAAAGCCUGACAAAAGAAUUGGAGGUUUAUAUAAAGCGGGGAUAGGCAACCUGAUGUGCUUUGGAAGUUUAGUUAAGUCCCUUAGGAUCCAUCUACUACACUAGAAUUAAUGCAGCCUGGAACCACUGCAGUUGCAAUGACCCAAUGGGACUUGUAGUUUUGGGAGGCACCAGCACUCUUUGACAGAGAAGCCCAAUGACCCUGUAAAAUCCCAACUCUCAUAAUUCCACAGCAUUGGGCCAUGGCAGUUAAAGUGGUGUCAAACUUCAUUAAUUCUACAGUGAAAAUGCACUCUUCAUACCUGACCAUUGGCUGUAGUGCCUGGGAUUUAUAGGUAUUAUAGUGUCUGCUGCAUCUGAAGAUUGCCAACCCCUGAUGCAAAAUGUUCCCUUUAGAGGGGAAUGUUGCACCUGUACCAUAGGUGGGAAUGUGAAAACAUCAUGACUUAUUUCUCCAAAUCCUAUUGCAAAUCCUCUGAUGUUUCAUACAAUGUUGCCAGUACCAUAUUUACUCAAGUCUGACGCACCAUUCAAUCGUAUGCACCGCUCAAUUUUCAAAACCCAGAAACAAAAACAAAAAAGUAUUUGCUCUUCUAUACACACUCUAGGCAAGGGGAAUUCACUUCCCCACAUCAGGCGAAGGCUGGUGAUGGGAUCAGUUGGGACCUGCUUCAAACUGGCGAGUUCACCAGUCUCGGCCUGUCAGAGGGGCUCUGGGAUGGUGUGUGAAAGAAAGCGGGCCCGAUAAUGCUUCAGGGAAGCAGGCAACAGCCAACAGGCAAGCAGAAGACAUUCCUCUCCAUCAGGCCAAGGUCACCAUUCUCGUGUGAUUCCUAACUGGCCCUUCAACUAUUUUAUGUAAGCUAUUCCAAUGUGCCAUUGAAUCUAAUAAGUACUCUCUAAUUUUGGUUACAUAAUUUAACCAGAAAAGAUAUUCAUUGGAGUCAAGUAAAUACUUCGAAAUGUUAGCCAUUUUUCUUGCAUGGAUUUUGGUAUAUACUUAUCAUAAACUGUUUUUGUAACACUUUUUUAAUGUACCUAUUUUACAUGUUUUUCCAUUACUGAAGAACAUUUGUGUAUAGUUUCUGUUAUACAUCAUUGUUUGCUAUUCAGAAUUUUAAAAUACAGUAGAGUCUCACUUAUCCAACAUAAACAGGCCAGCAGAACAUUGGAUAAGCGAAUAUAUUGGAUAAUAAGGAGGGAUUAAGGAAAAGCCUAUUAAACAUCAAAUUACAUUAUGAUUUUACAAAUUAAACACCAAAACAUCAUGUUAUACAACAAAUUUGACAGAAAAAGUAGUUCAAUACACAGUAAUGCUAUGUAGUAAUUACUGUAUUUAUGAAUUUAGCACCAAAAUAUCACAAUAUAUUGAAAACAUUGACUACAAAAAUGCGUUGGAUAAUCCAGAACGUUGGAUAAGCGAGUGUUGGAUAAGUGAGACUCUACUGUAUAAUACAAUCCCCUGUAUCUGCUGGGAAUACUUUCCAGAAGGUCAUGUGCAUAUACGAAACUGGAGAUAAUAGCAAACCUGUUUGAAACGAAGGACCUCCAUUCCAAGAAUAUCAUAGAUCAUGCUGGAGGACCUAGAAAAUGCGUAAAUUGGUCAUAUUUUGUUGGAAAUGAAUAAAUGAAGCUGUGUGUACAAGUCCUGAAGAUACAGGGGUGAUACAUACAAAACAUACUUCAAGCCUUGCAGAAAUGAGAAUUUCUGAGACAAAAUGCUCUAUGAAAUGGGUAAUUGCAUCAAGAAUUUUGAAUUAAACUUAUUUUCUAUGUUCAAGAUUGACACAACCAAAGAUAUUCAAAGUCUGCUUCUGGUAAUGUUAGUUUUUGGCUGGAAAGUAUGAGGGCUAUCCAGAAAGUAAUGGGUAAUUGCAUCAAGAAUUUUGAAUUAAACUUAUUUUCUAUGUUCAAGAUUGACACAACCAAAGAUAUUCAAAGUCUGCUUCUGGUAAUGUUAGUUUUUGGCUGGAAAGUAUGAGGGCUAUCCAGAAAGUACAUUACG
Molecule: messenger RNA, 4085 nt
Organism: Anolis carolinensis (green anole)
Lineage: Eukaryota; Metazoa; Chordata; Lepidosauria; Squamata; Anolidae
Gene: il36r
Product: interleukin-1 receptor-like 2
Exons: 12
Coding region: 161-1786 (541 amino acids)
Biological process (GO): signal transduction; regulation of inflammatory response
Molecular function (GO): interleukin-1 receptor activity
Source: RefSeq, a predicted model, not a curated record